This is a messenger RNA of Fusarium musae, 1575 nucleotides long. RefSeq lists its product as uncharacterized. The transcript is spliced from 6 exons. NCBI's taxonomy places the organism in Eukaryota, Fungi, Ascomycota, Sordariomycetes, Hypocreales, Nectriaceae. The record is from RefSeq and is a predicted model, not a curated record. Bases 1 to 1575 code for a protein of 524 amino acids.
AUGCGACUCUCACUCCCACUUCUGUUGCCCAUAGUGCUACUGGCACAAGUGACCGCUGCCCAAAAUGCUGGGCUCAACAAUCUCCCCGCCAUCUGCGCUGGUGUCAAAGAAGUUGCAACAUGCAAGAUCAAAGUCAUCGUGCCGAGUGGUGUCAAGGUCAAUACGAGGACUAUCAAAGUCCCCACGCCGCAUAUCCGCGACAAGGAGCUGCCCAACUGUCAAAAAGCCCCUCAGGCGUUUUUAACCAUUCUUACCAAGGAGAUCGACCUUUGCGAUGAUAUUCGCAGGGCACUUGGUAAGACUCUGGGGGACAAGUUCAUCAAAUCAUCAGAGGCCAUCUGCGGUUGUUUCACUCGCUUGCAAACCUUUGCGACGACGGGUUCCUUCACGGCUAUGUCAAUUCGGGGCGAGAUAAGCACAGCUACCACAAAGGUCGCAGACGACACACUUAGUAUUGAAAAGGUACUGUCUUCUUACUUCUCUCUCAAUUUCUCGCCUAAUACGUCCAAGUGUUUUGGAAAAGUUAGUCUACCAAUUCUCAACAACAAAGUUGAUAUUGCGAAUGUUCUCAAGUCGAUCGCCCCUUGGAUCAUCGCCCAAGCCAAGGAUAUCGACCUUUCAGUCUUUCAAUCUCUCGCUCGUGUAGUUGGUGCCUGCCAAGCUGGUAAUUGCAACGCAAAUUCCAUUAGCGCCGCUGUCAACGCUUAUCUUGCCCCCUCAUUCCAAUCAAUGGAGCCCCCAAUCAAAUCGGUACUUGUUCAAUGGGAUGGCGCCCUUACUCGUAUCGAAGAAAGAGUCAAGGAUAUUAACGAAGCUGCUGACUCUUUGGCAAACAACUACGAUUUUAUGCGGGCGGAGUUGGAUUCAAGCAAGCAAAAGAUUUGUGAGGAACUGCAGCGGUGUGAUGGACAGGGAGUACCAAAGUUUCUCGAUCGGGUUGAUGAGGUUAUCGAAGCUGCCAAUAGGCUCUGGCCAGUCCGAGGUCCCCUUGACGUUCCAUCUAGCCGACUCAGCAAUAGGCUGGCCGAAACGAUUCAACUCAGAAAGGACAUCAAAAAGUAUCCAGAGGCGACAAGUCUAGUCUCCAUGAUCAAGCAGGGCAAGUUCAAAAAGAUCAGCGACAUCUUCCUAAUCAUGCCCAUCGUGCAACGCAUCCCGGAGCUAGCCAAACAGAUCAAGGCCGACCUUUCACCACUCCAAGACGUCGUCAAAGAAUACAAACAGCUAUCCGGGGAAACCCACGACAAUGUAUGGUCCCUCAGCUGGUCCAACAUCAUCUGGCCAGACACAGAACUCACUUCCGACUCACCCGAGGCAGAUGCUGCAUUGAUCACCGAACUAGAUGCUGUAGACACACUCGUCAGAGAUUACCUUUCGAGCCCUGUUCGUGUAUACAGCGACGGCAUGUUCAUGAUGGACGCCGAGCUCAGGGGUUUCUCGGUGGUCAACGGGUCGUUUGCCAUGGAGACCAAGGUGGCAACGUAUAACCGCUGGACAACAAUCUCUAUGGACAUGCCGUGCUCCAAAAAGGAGACCAAGGUAUACAAGAAGAGAUUCGUGGUGGAGCAGGAAUAG